AUGGGAUCAAAAACGUCGAAAGAAGACAAAGCCAUGUCACCAUUGAGCAGCUGGGGAGGUUCAUUUGACGAUCUCAUUUGUGGUGAUGGCAAAAUUUGUGGAGAUCGAUGGACGCCAAUUCCAAGCAGGGAAUCAUCUCCUAUCAUGGAAAAUUUUCAGCGAAGUAGAAGUGCCGCAUCAUUUAAACGAAUGACUACUGACUAUGAUGAUGACUUUGAAGUGAUAAGACAACAGCCUUUGCCUAUGGACCCGUACGAUCUGAGAACCCCAAUGGAAAUUAUGGACUUGGAUCGACCUCUUACUACUAACCGCCGUGACUACAUGCCGCAUAGCUACACCACUCCUGAUCUGCAGCCGGUUCCAUCUAAGAGAAGAAAGAAGAGGAAGAAACCAAAGACAGAAGCAAAUUGUAAGGAAACAUUUCCUAGUAGUCAGAUAUUGUUAACAAUUGCAGUUUUGUUACGAAUGAAAGCUCUAGAAGAAAUUCGUACAGAUUAUAGUAGCGUCAAAACGACAAGAGCGUUUCCCGUCACCCCAAUUCAGAUUUUCAUCGAAAACAGGAAAGCAGUGGAAAUUGAUCCUCGAAAUCCAAGCAGGACCAUUAUUCGUCUUGAUGGAACAUCAGCCAGGAAGCCAGUGCAAACAUUGAAUAACGUGAGUUCCUAUCGACAUCGAUCUAUUUCUGAGCCUCAAAACCGCAGACGCAUGGCUCCAAUCUCAUAUAAAGGACACUGGAAGAGAAAAAGUCUUCAUCGUAACCCAGUUGUUCUCACAAGGACCACUUCGAUGUUUGCUAGAUCGACGACAAAUUCGGAGAACACAAACACGACGUCGUUACGGAGCACACGCAGAGUUGUACCGCCACGUUAUCUACGUCCAUUUGCGAUCCCACCUCCUCAGCCAUUCCGGAUCCGUGCUCUUCCAGAUCAGCCUUAUCAUCGCAUCCGCACGGCUACCCAUCCGCAUUUAUAG
Necator americanus (New World hookworm) is the source of this 972-nucleotide messenger RNA. RefSeq lists its product as uncharacterized. The record is from RefSeq and is a predicted model, not a curated record. The transcript is spliced from 11 exons. NCBI's taxonomy places the organism in Eukaryota, Metazoa, Nematoda, Chromadorea, Rhabditida, Ancylostomatidae. Bases 1 to 972 code for a protein of 323 amino acids.